AUGUCCACCAAUACUGAUCCAAAAACAAACAAACCACGUAAGUUUGUUAUGGUUGUCCCUGAACUGUUUUUAGAAACGAAGGAAUCUCUGUCACAGCUGAAGGCACAACAAAAAGAACAACAGAAACAACAACUAAAACAGAAACUAGUCCAAAUAAGAGAGAAAAGGAAACGGAAAUCACAGAAACAAAAGAAACAAUCGUCAAGAUCACAAGUACCUAGUCAAGACCAUCAAUCGAACCACCAGCAGCAGAUUCAAAUAGGGAAUCAAGAAAUAGCAAAUGAUCAACAUCACCAACAACAACAACAACAACAAUUGCAUAACCAAGGGACUGGCAAUAAUUAUGCAUUUGGGUUUGUACCUCCAACGUUUGACUCCCAAUACCCCAACAAACCACCAAAUGAACUGGAUUCUACAAACGCGUUGUUCCCAAGACUUUCAUCGUACGACUUGAAAUCAAAAGAUUCAAAAUAUAAACGGUGGACUCCAAGAAUGGAUCAGCUUUUGAUCAAAUUAUUGAGUGACGUUGUGCAUUCGUAUCCAAGGGGUGCCGAACCAGAAAUGAACAAAAAAGCUUGGUUGUAUGUGUGUAAACAGUUACGGUAUGCCAAUCCCGAGACGGUGUAUUCGACAUAUUCGAAAUAUUCAGUACAACAACAUUUGAGUAAUGUGAUUCAGCAUCGUUAUAAGAUCUGGUAUCGAUUGAUGGCUCAUUCUAAGACCAUCACAAGGGACUAUUCUUACAAAUGGAAUCUGGCAGUGGGGAGGUUUGAAAUCAUUGAUUUGAUCUCUCAAAAUUUGAUAUUAGAUUCACGACAAGUGAAACUGAUUCUUUAUGGUAAUGCCUUGAGCUUACCUGACUUGUCACAAUACAACAAGAGUGCAAUAAUCACCAAUGAUUUCUUCCUUAGUGACAAUUUGGGGUAUAUGUCGGUUUAUCAUAAUGAAAUAUUACCAGUGUUGGCAAAGUUAGAUAGCAAAUACAUUGAAGAUAUUGGAAUAGAUGGGGAUAUUUAUGCUGAAGUGGCAAGAUUUGAAUAUCCUGAGGAACACAAUGAGUUUUUCAAACCUUUGGUUUCGGCUAAGAAACCUUCGAACAAACGAAAGAAACAGGAUGUGUUCCGACAAUAUUUUCAGACAAACGGGCAGCAUCAAUUUAUUGACGAAGAUGAUCAAGUAGGUAGCUCUUCAACUGGAAUGCUUCAGCAGUUCAGAAGAACUCUGGAAGAGCCCAUCUCUCUAUUAUUAAAAGAACCAAUAGUGGAUCCAUCAUUGAGAAGUACAAGAGUUGAAGCAAAUAGAAGUCGUCUCCCCACACAACAACAACAACAACAACUACAGCAACAGUCCCAGCAACCGCCACAGCCCCCACCACUUCAUACUUUCAGACCGAUGCAGCAAUCGCAACAACAGUUGCACCAAUCAUUUCCUGCACACCAGCAACAGAAUCAGCAUCACCACCAAGAGGUCCAAAUGAGUAUGGAAAUUGAGAAUGCCCUAGCUUCUGCUACCAAAGCCGCGUUAGACUCCCCAUCUGUAAGACAGAGUAAAGAUUCUGCACCCUAUUAUCUUAAAGAUUCAAAAUGGUUCAACAAGUUGCUUCAACUUUAUGACUCGGGCCACAUUCGUGCUGAUGAAGUAUUGUGCGUGUGUGAAGGGGUACGAGAUAAUAAGAUUCCAUUAUUUAUGUUGAACGUAUUGGAUCGUGGAUAUUACCCCACAAGAACCACCAACAACAAAUCUGGUGCCGUUCACCGUGAAGAUGUAACCGACGAGGAAACUACAGAGAGAAUCAGAGAAUUUAUGUUGCCGAUGGUGUAUAAUAGUUGA
Molecule: messenger RNA, 1830 nt
Organism: Candida dubliniensis CD36
Lineage: Eukaryota; Fungi; Ascomycota; Pichiomycetes; Serinales; Debaryomycetaceae
Exons: 1
Coding region: 1-1830 (609 amino acids)
Source: RefSeq, a predicted model, not a curated record